This is a messenger RNA of Epinephelus moara (kelp grouper), 850 nucleotides long. It is a transcript of the gene fkbp11, whose product is annotated as FKBP prolyl isomerase 11. Bases 212 to 808 code for a protein of 198 amino acids. Gene Ontology annotation, biological process: protein peptidyl-prolyl isomerization. The transcript has 6 exons. Gene Ontology annotation, molecular function: peptidyl-prolyl cis-trans isomerase activity. NCBI's taxonomy places the organism in Eukaryota, Metazoa, Chordata, Actinopteri, Perciformes, Serranidae. The record is from RefSeq and is a predicted model, not a curated record.
UGCUGGCGGAAUGUUUGAGGCGGGCUCUUCAGGGAGACCCAGGUGUCGGGACAACGUCCAUGGGCCGCUAGUCCUUAUCUCUACACUGUUAUAACACAUCAGCAUUACUCGCUGCUGAGCCAUUUUGGUCGCAGGGGCAGACCGUGCAGCUCUCUGUGUGUGAGUGGAAGAAAGAAGAAGAAGAAGAAGGAUCCUACGCGGAAGUUGUUGGAUGGCAGCUGCUGUUUUCCAGAAGUUGACAAUGAAGAGCAGCUUUUUGUUGCUGCUGCUGUUCGCAGCUUUCACUUGUGGACUCGCACAGGGAGCAGACGAUGAAGCGGAGGAGCUGCAGGUGGAGACCCUGGUGAAACCAGAAACUUGCUCUGUACUUUCCAGCAUGGGAGACACGCUGCAAAUCCACUACACGGGUAAACUGAUGGACGGAAAGGUGAUCGACUCAUCACUAUCUAUGGACCCUCUCGUGGUGGAGCUGGGGAAGAGGACGGUAAUCGCCGGUCUGGAACAAAGCUUGGUUGGCGUUUGUGAAGGGCAAAAAAUCAAAGCCACUAUUCCAGCUCACCUUGCAUAUGGAAAGAAAGGUUACCCUCCUACGAUUCCAGGUGAUGCUGCCCUUGAGUUCGAGGUGGAGGUGGUUUCUCUGACGCAGCAGACACCGUGGCAGAAAAUGGUCAAUGACGUGCUCCCCCUCGUGUGUUUGGCACUGGUGCCCACUUUGCUCGGCUUGGUGGGACUUUACCUCUACAGAAAGGCCAAUGCCGAGAAGCCCAGCAAAAAGAAGGCAAAGGAUAAGAAGGCCAAGAAGAAAUAAGGACAUGGCACAGAACUAUUUAAAUAAAAUUUUUAAAUUGUA